Messenger RNA from Oryza sativa Japonica Group (Japanese rice), 1571 nucleotides. Its product is annotated as protein IAL1. Lineage: Eukaryota; Viridiplantae; Streptophyta; Magnoliopsida; Poales; Poaceae. The record is from RefSeq and is a predicted model, not a curated record.
GUUUGGAUCAGGUUUGUUCAUCGGCCAGCUAGCUAUACCUGCAGGUAGCUCGAUCCAAAUUAACCAAAAAAACAAAAGAGGUUACCUUAAAUAGCCUAAUUGCGCAAUUAGCCACCACUAAUCACGCAGCGAAACACGGUCCCCUCCUCUCUUCUCCUCCACUCACCAAGUCACCAUCGCACCGACCUCGCCGGCCGCGGCGGCCGCGGCGGCGGCGGAGGCGGAGGCGGAGGCGGAGCCAGCAAUGACGGCGUCUUCCUCCACCACCAACUCCUCCUCCUCCGUCUCCACCGCCGACACCUCCUCCUCCAACCCACCGCCGCAACACGCGCUCCACCGCCAACACAUCGCCAGCAGCAGCGCUAGCAGCGGAGGCGGAGGCGCCGCGGCGCCGCUUCCGCCGCGCGCGCCCCCGCGCGUAGGCGGCGGCGGCGGCGGCGGCGUAGGGCAGAGCCAGGCGUGCGCCGCGUGCAAGUACCAGCGGCGCAAGUGCAACGCGGACUGCCCGCUCGCGCGCUACUUCCCCGCCGACGAGCAGCGGCGAUUCCUCAACGCGCACCACCUGUUCGGCGUCAGCAAGAUCCAGAAGACGCUGCGGGACACGCCGCCGGAGCUCCACGCCGACGCCAUGCAGGCGCUCACGUUCGAGGCCAACGCGCGCGCCAGCGACCCCGUCGGCGGCGCGGCGCGCGUCGUCGUCGAGCUCUGCCGCCAGUACGAGAUGCUGCACGCCGAGCUCGCCGCCGUCCAGCACCACCUCAAGCUCUGCCGCCAGCAGCACGCCGCUGCGGCGGCGGCGGCAGCCAACGAUCCACUCGUCGCGAACGUCGACCCGCUCGCUGACCCGGCAGCGGAAAUGCUCUUCGCCGGCGCCGUCGUCCCUAACCAGAACGACGACGCCAUGGUCGACGCGUUCUACGCCGACCAACAAACCGCCGGCGACGGCGACCAAGAGCAAUACCUCGUCAAGGACGAGGCACUAGCUGCGCAACCGCCGCCGCAACAACCCUACGAGUACUUGAACUACGGGACGGCCGGCGACGAGGGCAGCAGCCACGCCUGGUACACCGGCAACGGCGGCGACGCCGACGCCUCGCCGCCGAUGGGUUUGAGCGAUCAGCUCCAGCAGUGCCAGAUCGGGGCCGCGCCGCCGUUCGAUGUGAAGCCUGAGCUGCCGGCGACGAUGGAACACGGCGGUAGCGUGUUCGUCGAACAGCCGGAGCAGAAGAUUCUGCCGGCGGCAGGGUCGUCGUCGUCGGCGGCGGCGCAUUGCCAGCUGGAGCUUGGGUGCUCUUCUAAUGCUUGGAAAGUUGGAACACACGUUAUUAAUUAAUUAAUUAAUUAGUUUCUCGAUUUGAUUGAUUCGGAUAUGAUGAAAUGCUUGUUGCAUUUCAAAUUUUGGCUUGUUGAGUUAGGAGUUAAUUACAAAAAUAAUCACUAGACUAGCUUAUAAAUAGUCAAGUUUUAAUUAAUAGUAGAUGAUGUAUCUAUGAAUGAGAGUGCAAAUAAAAGGCUCUGUCUAUUAAUGAGGUUAAUGAAAUUUUCUACCUCCACCAAGGAACAGAGGAAAU